Molecule: messenger RNA, 2451 nt
Organism: Canis lupus familiaris (dog)
Lineage: Eukaryota; Metazoa; Chordata; Mammalia; Carnivora; Canidae
Gene: MAOB
Product: monoamine oxidase B
Molecular function (GO): oxidoreductase activity
Source: RefSeq, marked validated
AGACGGCCGAGCGGCGGGCACCGGGGCGGCCCGCAGCCAGGCGAGCGCCAUGAGCGGCAAGUGCGACGUGGUCGUGGUGGGGGGCGGCAUCUCAGGCAUGGCAGCAGCCAAACUUCUGCAUGAUUUUGGCCUGAACGUGGUUGUUCUGGAGGCCCGGGACCGAGUGGGAGGCAGGACUUACACCAUCAGGAACCAAAAGGUUAAAUAUUUGGACCUUGGAGGAUCUUAUGUUGGGCCAACUCAGAAUUGUAUCUUAAGGUUAGCCAAGGAGCUAGGAUUGGAGACCUACAAAGUGAAUGAAGUAGAGCGUCUCAUCCAUCAUGUAAAGGGCAAAUCGUACCCCUUCAGGGGCCCCUUCCCACCUGUAUGGAACCCAAUUGCAUACCUAGAUCAUAACAACCUCUGGAGGACGAUGGACGACAUGGGGCGAGAGAUUCCCAGUGAUGCCCCAUGGAAGGCACCUCUUGCGGAGGAGUGGGACCACAUGACAAUGAAGGAGCUUCUGGACAAGAUCUGCUGGACAGAAUCUGCCAAGCAACUUGCUACUCUCUUUGUGAAUCUGUGUGUCACUGCAGAGACCCAUGAGGUCUCUGCUCUCUGGUUCCUGUGGUAUGUGAAGCAGUGUGGAGGCACGACCAGGAUCAUCUCAACAACCAAUGGAGGGCAGGAGAGAAAAUUUGUGGGCGGAUCUGGUCAAGUGAGUGAACGGAUAAUGGACCUCCUUGGAGACCAAGUGAAGCUGGAGAGGCCUGUGACCCACAUUGACCAGACAGGAGAAAAUGUCCUUGUGGAGACCCUAAACCAUGAGGUGUAUGAGGCUAAGUAUGUGAUUAGUGCCAUUCCUCCUACUCUGGGCAUGAAGAUUCAUUUCAACCCCCCUCUGCCAAUGAUGAGAAACCAGCUGAUCACUCGUGUGCCUUUGGGCUCAGUCAUCAAGUGCAUAGUUUAUUAUAAAGAGCCCUUCUGGAGGAAAAAGGAUUACUGUGGAACCAUGAUUAUCGAAGGAGAGGAAGCUCCAAUUGCUUACACGUUGGAUGAUACCAAACCUGAUGGCAACUAUGCCGCCAUAAUGGGAUUUAUCCUUGCCCACAAAGCCAGAAAACUGGCACGUCUUACCAAAGAUGAAAGGAUGAAGAAACUUUGUGAGCUCUAUGCAAAAGUCCUGGGUUCCCAAGAAGCUUUGCAGCCCGUACACUACGAAGAGAAGAACUGGUGCGAGGAGCAGUACUCCGGGGGCUGCUACACCACCUACUUUCCCCCUGGGAUCAUGACUCAAUAUGGAAGGGUUCUACGACAGCCUGUGGGCAGGAUUUAUUUUGCAGGCACGGAGACUGCCACCCACUGGAGUGGCUACAUGGAGGGCGCUGUGGAGGCUGGAGAGAGAGCGGCCCGAGAGAUCCUGCAUGCCAUGGGGAAGAUCCCAGAGGAUGAAAUCUGGCAGUCAGAACCAGAAUCAGUGGAUGUCCCUGCGCAGCCCAUCACCACGACCUUCUUGGAGAGACAUUUGCCCUCUGUGCCAGGCCUGCUGAGGCUGAUCGGAUUGACCGCCAUCUUUUCUGCAACUGCUCUUGGCGUCCUGGCACACAAAAGGGGUCUGCUUGUGCGGGUCUAAAGAGAAAGCGUCUGUAACUACACCUUCUUCUUACUCUAUCUGGUGUGUGGGUUUGGGGAAGGAAUUGCAGUAAGGUUCCAAGAGGACAUCGCGACUGUAGAAUGAGGUGAGGAGCAUGAAGAUAAGUCAGACUUUCCACCACAGGAAACACAGUAUGUCCUUUGCUGCUUGGCCCCUGCAUAUUGUCCCUUACCUAGCUUUGCGCUCUGUCUUGCCCAUUUCCCAGAAUCUUUACCAUAGUUAAGCAAGCUCUCACUGUCCCACGACGCACCUUGCCCACGCACAAAAAAACUAGUUUUUUCCCCCACCUUUGUGGCUCUGUGCUUGUCCUUUCUCCUACAUGUAACAUCCUCUUUGUCCAAGUUCUCCCCACUUGUCCUUAGAAUCCUGUAUUGUGAUAGCUGGGCCUUGAAGAACAUCUAGUCUUCACCUUCUCUUGUAGUGUUGAUCAAGCCAAGGCCAGGAGAGGUGGAACUUAAUUGCCCAAGGUCCACAAUAAGACACUGAUAUUUGGAGGACUAGAACACAGGUCACAGGUCCAUUGCCUCUUCCGCCCCACAGGAUGUAUGCCUCAACCACCUUCUUCCACUCCCUGCCAUGGUCACCGAUGGUGUCCCUUUGUGUGGGUUUACUCUGCACUAGGUUGUUAUGUGCUACUCAGUGCUACUCAGUAUAUAUCUGUAAGUCUUAUUGUCCUGUGAAAUGUCAGCUGAAGCUGAUUUUAAUUUCUUUCAGGAUAGCAAUCUUGUCUUUUCUUCCUUUUGUAUCCUCCCAUUAUGUCUGGAUACAAAGGUCAUUCAUUACACACUAGCAAGUAAAAAUAAAGUGGAUUGACCAGA